AUGGGUCCAGUUCGGCUCUCGGCGCUCCCUGCGCUAUUGUUUCUAGCUUUCGCAUCGGUCGUUCUGGUUGGCGCAGAGGAUUUUCUCGGGUUACCGACAUCGAAGUACGAGCACGAAUGGGCCAAGUACCGGCAACCUGACGGGCUACUGUCGCUCGACUACCUGAAGGAAGGCGGCGAUGGCGACAAGAUCAGAGGAAGGAAGGCCAUGGAGAACCUUUUUGAAGUCGUCUUCUGCUCCGCUCUCCCGUCGAAGCAAGUGCUCCCGAACAACCUCUUCCAGAACGGCGAGUUUUCUGAAGGCAUCAACCCGUGGCAAGGCUUCGGCUGGUCGUCCGUGUACGCGGUAAAGGACACCCGCUUAAAUUACGGUGUCUGCACAAAUCGCUCCGAAGCCUACUCCGGGCCGAUGCAAAGCGUGUCCAACCUGCCGGCCGCGUCGUACGAGAUGAUCGUCUGGGUCCGGCUGAACUCCGGCGACCGGCAGUAUGUGAACGCGAACGUUAACAUUAACGGCCAGUAUGUCUGCAUCGGCGGCGCGAUCGCAAAGUCUAAUUGCUGGACGAAACUCAUGGGCGGAUUCACGCUACACGACCCGCUGGAUAAAGCCAGUAUUUAUAUCCAGGGCGCGAGUCCCGGGACCGAGAUCUGGAUCGCGCAGGCUUCGUUGCGAAAGGUUGACAAGGACGAAUGGCUGGCGCAGCAGAAGGCGAGCAUCGAGAAGCAUCGCAUGCGCGACGUGUCGUUGACGGUGACGGGAAAUAACGGGCAGCCUGUGGACGUGGUGAUUAACCAGAUUCAGUCGGAUUUUCCGUUUGGCGGGAACGUGAACGGCGCGAUCCUUUACGACACCAACUACCAGAAGUGGUUCAAAGAUCGCUUCAACUGGGCUGUGUUCAAUAACGAGGGCAAAUGGUACUUUAACGAGGGGUAUCGGCAGGGUGAAGAGAACUACACCGUAACAGACGCGAUGACCAACUGGUUCCGUGCGCGAAACAUCAACGUUCGCGCGCACAACCUGUUCUGGGCAGUCGAGAAUUUCGUGCAGUCAUGGGUAAAGGACCUCAACGACGAGGAUCUGUGGGCGGCGAUGCAGCGAAGACUGAACCAUGCGGUAACCCGUUACAAGGGGCAGGUGCAGCACUGGGACGUACUCAACGAGCCGCUUCACGGCAACUACUUCGCGGACCGUCUCGGGCCGCAGGUGCACGAGUGGAUGUACAAGGCUACUGCAGCGAUCGACAACAAAGCGCAGCUGUUUAUUAAUGAUUAUAAUACCGUCGAGGAGUGCGACGGCGUGUCGCAUCCCGAGUAUUACCUCGCGAAGGUUUGGCAGAUGACGACACGUGGCGCGCCGGUGACUGGGAUCGGCGUCGAGUCGCACUACAGCAAGGAACCCCAGCCGGCUCGUCUCCGCCACGAUCUGAACCAGCUGGCCGUCGCAGGCAUUCCCAUCUGGCUGACGGAGCUCGAUUUCAACAAGGUGCCUGACGACGCGAUCCGCGCGGACUAUUUCGAGUCGGUCAUGCGCGAGGCGUUCGCGCACCCCGCGGUGCACGGCAUCGUGAACUGGUCCGCGGGGCGCGCCUCGUGCGACAAGUACAAGGACGUGGAUCCCGGCAUGUGCAAGCCGUGCGAGGCGUGCUUCUCGGACUUUAACUACGUCGAUAACGAGCUGGGGAAGAGGUAUGUGCGUCUGCGCAAGGAAUGGAGCACACACCUCAACGCCAAGAUCUCCCCCGGGCAGCCGCUCGCGUUCAAGGGCUUCCACGGCACCUACCGCGCCCGCUUCCAGCACCCUCCUCCGCACCACACGGGCCAGCCACCGUACCCUAAUCCCCCUUACCCGCAAGGCCCGCCUUAUCCGCAAGGCCCGCCGUACCCCCAAGGCCCGCCGUACCCCCAAGGCCCGCCGUAUCCGCAAGGCCCGCUAUACUCCCACGGACCGCCUCCUUUCCCGCCCUAUGCCAACGGCCCUCCCCCCGCCGGAGCCGGGUUUUACGGGCCUAGUUACCCACCUUCCGCUGGCCCGGGCCCUCCGCCGUACGCCCGCGCGGCGCGCGGUGGGGAAGAUGGGUACGGAUCGGACGGGUCGUUUCACGGUUACACGUCGGACGAGCCGCCGUAUCGCCGCGGCGCGGGCUGGGCCACUGCUACUGGCAUCUGCUGCUCUCCUUGUGAGACGCUUCAACAUCUUCCCCUCUCUCUUUUCCUCGUGACCUCCUGCCUUCAUCCCCCUCCACCCUCCCCUGCAGACCGCUCAGAUGUAGCUAUCUACAGCGAGCCACCAGCACCAGCAUCAGCGCUCUCGUCCCUCCUCCCCACACGCUCCCACUCGCAAUCACAUGUCACUGCUCACACUUCUAAACACACCGGGAUGCCAGCUCGCACACCCGCCCAGACACACUCGUCUCUUGCACACUCCAGUCCAAGCAACGCCACCCAAGCGCAGAACAGACAAGGCUACAGCUUGCAGCAUUGGGGCGGCAAGGGGGGCCAGCAGUUUAAGUACGAGCUGGCGUUCUGCUCCUUCCCCAUGUACCGCGAUCUCAACCCCUCCACGCUGCAAGUGUGCGUGGGGGGUGGGCAUGGGCAGGAGGGGAGAGCAGGGGAGUUUAAAAGGGGGAAAGACGAGAAAAAAGGCGCACAGUGGCAAAAGAGGGGCCAGCGGUGUGCUCUAUCUCCCUUGUGCUCUAUCUCCCUUGUGCUCUAUCUCCCUUGUGCUCUAUCUCCCUUGUGCUCUAUCUCCCUUGUGCUCUAUCUCCCUUGUGCUCUAUCUCCCUUGUGCUCUAUCUCCCUUGUGCUCUAUCUCCCUUGUGCUCUAUCUCCCUUGUGCUCUAUCUCCCUUGUGCUCUAUCUCCCUUGUGCUCUAUCUCCCUUGUGCUCUAUCUCCCUUGUGCUCUAUCUCCCUUGUGCUCUAUCUCCCUUGUGCUCCUUCCCCUUGUACCAUGAUCUUAACCCUGCCACACUAGAUGUGUGCCUGCAAGUGCGUGGGCAGGGGGUGGGGGCAGGGGGCAGGAGGAGGGGGCGGGGGGCAGGGGGCAGGGGGUGGGGGCAGGGGGCAGGAGGAGGGGCGGGGGGCAGGGGGCAGGGGGAGGGGGCGGGGGGCAGGGGGCAGGGAGAGGGUGCGGGGGGCAGGGGGCAGGGGGAGGGGGCGGGGGGCAGGGGGAGGGGGCGGGGGGCAGGGGGAGGGGGCGCGGGGCAGGGGGAGGGGGCGGGGGUGGCCUAUCACUACCUCAGAGUGGACUACUUUGUGCUCAGUGACGGGGGCUCGGUGGAUGACACCAUUAUGAAGGUCCUAUCCCCUUUUGUGGAUGCCAACAUAAUGGAAAUAGUCGACAUUCGGGGUGCAUACGCAUUCGAAAACAAACAGAACGUGCUAACCCUAAAUGACUGCAUGUACCGUCUCCGCUCCGCCGCCCGCUGGGUACUGUUCAUGGACUUUGACGAGCUACUGUACAUCGCCCCGCCGGCCGCCCCGCUGCCCGAGCCAGAAGCAGACGAAGAGGGCGAGUACACGCCGUCCGGGCGCAAGCGGAGAAAAAAACGAAAAAGGCACACCAAGCCGAAACCGGUGGACGUAGCUGGCGGGUCCCUGCACAACCUCCUUAUGCAGCAUAACGGAUCGGCUUUUAUCACGUUCGGGAGUGUGUGGUGGUCUGUGGAGUACUGUAGACCUUCCACUCCCGCGCUCACGCUCCCGAUUCAGCGCAUGCGGUUUCACUGGCCGCAUGUGUACUGCGUGGGAGAGAAGGACAUGGGGUACUCGCCAGACCACUGCCUCAACUUCUACGGCCAUCGCAAGUUCCUGGUUGACCCACGACAAGUGUGGGCCGUGCAGGUGCAUCGCCCCAUAGAGCCGCUGGAGGGCGGCGUGCAUUUGACCCCUGAUGUGGCCUACCUCAACCACUUUCAGGGACUCCUGCGUGCAAACUUCACAUUGUGUUCUCAAGAGGUGCUUCCAGGAAAGGAGCCUGACUGGUGGACAGAAGACGGCUAUUUGGCUGAAUUAGUGGGCAUCAUGAUGAAGAAAGGGCCCCCUAAGAAACGCCAGAGUUUGUCCUUUUGA
This is a messenger RNA of Closterium sp. NIES-65, 4068 nucleotides long. NCBI's taxonomy places the organism in Eukaryota, Viridiplantae, Streptophyta, Zygnematophyceae, Desmidiales, Closteriaceae. The record is from the annotation of a GenBank genome assembly.